This is a messenger RNA of Rhipicephalus microplus (southern cattle tick), 856 nucleotides long. RefSeq lists its product as uncharacterized. The record is from RefSeq and is a predicted model, not a curated record. Lineage: Eukaryota; Metazoa; Arthropoda; Arachnida; Ixodida; Ixodidae.
CGAAGGCAACGAGAGCACCGUUGCUGGGUGCGGCCUGUCUUCUUGGCGCGAAAACAGGAAGGCCUGUACCACACAGCCAUGCGUCGAAUGCGGGAAGGCGACCAGCAGUUUUUUUUUAAGUUUUACCGCAUGUCACCCGCGCUGUUCGACAAGUAUGGGCUUUUUGCUGCGGACUUCACACGGCAGGACUUCAUACGAGAGCCCCUGGAGCCAGGCGAAAGGCUUGCAAUAACCUUGAGCUACCUGGCUUCAGGGCUGGACAUCUGCAACGUGGCCCUCGCCUACCGUGUCGGCAUUGAAACUGCCCGGAGAAGCAUUCACGUGACCUGUAGAGCCAUUUGGGCUCGUCUGAAGGACCACUUUAUGAAGGUACCAACCAAGGCUGACUGGGCCAAGAUUGCUGGCGACUUCACCCGGCGUUGGCAGUUCCCAAACUGUUUGGGGGCUGUUGACGGGAAGAACGUCGCCAUCACCUGCCCGCCGAAAUCUGGAAGUGCCUUCUUCAAUUACAAGGGUACUUUCUCCAUUGUGCUGAUGGCCGUGGUCGACAGCUCUUCGAAGUUCGUGCUGGUCGAUAUUGGGGCAGAGGGCCGCCAGAGUGACGGCGGAGUGUUCAACAACACGAAGUUUGGGAAGGCCCUAACCGAAGGGCAGCUUGACAUCCCCUCACUGGGGCAGCUCCCAGGCACCACAAAGGUGGCGCCGUACGCUUUCGUCGGGGAUGAAGCGUUCCAGCUGCGGCGCGACUUUAUGCGCCCUUUCCCUGCUAGACUCCUUGAAGAUGAACGAAGAGUGUUCAAUUACAGACUAAGCCGAGCACGGUAUGAUAUCAGGCACUUUCUUUGGGUAUGCUGAG